Messenger RNA from Maylandia zebra (zebra mbuna), 681 nucleotides. The record is from RefSeq and is a predicted model, not a curated record. Lineage: Eukaryota; Metazoa; Chordata; Actinopteri; Cichliformes; Cichlidae.
AUCGCAGCGGUUGGACAAAAAUAAUUGUGCCGUUUUUAUUUCUCGGCACGGAACAAGCAGAAUGGAGAGCUGACAGCUAUCAAAGUUAUCAAGAUGGAGCCAGAGGACGAUUUUUCUAUCAUCCAGCAGGAAAUCAUCAUCGUAAAGAGCUGCAAGCACCGCAACAUCGUGGCAUAUUAUGGCAGCUACAUUCGAGCUAACAAACUGUGGAUCUGUAUGGAGUUCUGCGGCGGAGGCUCCCUCCAGGAUAUCUACCAUGUGACGGGUCCUCUGUCCGAGCCACAGAUAGCCUACAUCUGCAGGGAGAUGCUACAGGGCCUGGAGUACCUGCAUGCAGAGAGGAAAAUCCACAGAGAUAUUAAGGGUGCCAACAUCCUCCUCAACGAUCAGGGCGAGGUCAAGUUGGCUGAUUUUGGGAUCUCAGCUCAGAUCACGGCCACGCUCGCUCGCAGGAUGUCCUUCAUCGGGACGCCGUAUUGGAUGGCCCCAGAGGUCGCAGCUGUGGAGAUUAAAGGCGGGUACAAUGAACUUUGUGACAUCUGGUCUGUGGGCAUCACAGCCAUCGAGCUGGCAGAGCUGCAGCCUCCAAUGUUUGAUGUCCACCCACUGAGAGUGCUGUUUCUCAUGUCCAAGAGCGGCUACCAGCCUCCUAAACUGAAGGACAAGUCAAAAUGGUCAUCC